Didymodactylos carnosus is the source of this 672-nucleotide messenger RNA. The record is from the annotation of a GenBank genome assembly. NCBI's taxonomy places the organism in Eukaryota, Metazoa, Rotifera, Eurotatoria, Philodinida, Philodinidae.
AUGCCACUCAAAAGUUAUGUUGUACACACUUCAUGGGAAGUUCGAAUAGCAGCAGCCAGUGCUGUAGAAGUUAUUAGUAAAGAAAUAUUGUCACAAUCUAAUGACAUUUAUGUUAAUUUGGCAGUUCAGAAGACAUUUAUUCAAAAACAGUUAAAUUUUGGCCUUCAAGAACGUGUAACUGGAAUUGAUCCAUUAGUACAAGAAGAAGAUUUUAAUUUAAAUUAUUCAUAUCAAAAUUCCUCUGUUAACUGUUUAUCAUCGGCUGAAUUACAAGAAGUUUUAUUUGGAAAUUGUGCAAUAUAUUGUGAGCAAAAUACAGAACCAACAUGCUCGAAACGAAGGAAAUCAUCACCAUCACCAAGCAUUUCAUUAGCAGAAGGGCAAACCGCCUGGCCGUUCAGUGAAUUUUAUGAUUGGCUACUUGAACAAAGUUUUGAACCGAAUUGGGAAAAUCGUCAUGGAGCUAUAACUGCUCUUCGAGAACUAUUGAAAGGAAAUCCAUCAUCGAAAAAAGAACAGGACGAUGUCAAUGAAUAUUAUUUGCAGUUUGCCGAUGAUCUUUGCGUUCGUUUACUUGCAUUAAUCGCGUUAGAUCGAUUUGGUGAUUAUGUCUCAGAUGAGGUAACAAUUGAUUAUACUGUUGUUUUAAUUAAUUCAAUUUAUUUGACAUAA